AUGCGCGCCGUCAGCACCACCUCCCUCGUCGCCGCCGCCGCGGCUGCCGUCGUCGGUCUGUCCGGCAGCGCCUCGGCCCAGCUGGACCCAUCGCUGAUCAACGGCCUGUCGGGCAACUGCGCCUCGUCGCUCGUCGGCCUCGUGACCAACUCGAACAUCUCGUCGUGCCUGGCACUGCCCAAUGCCGUUGGCGCUCUCACCAGUGCUGGCAACAGCUCCGUCGUCCCGGGGCUGCAGAACUAUCUGUCCAACUCGAUCUGCGGCUCGGGCAAGACGGCGUGCACGCAGGCACAGCUCGCGACGGCCAACGGGACGCUGCUGCAGAGCUGCGGGUCGGAUCUGCAGAGCAACAACGGCGCCAACAUCCCGGCUCUGGUGUAUUACUUUAUCAACUCGUACGACAAGCUGCGUACCGCGGGCUGCUUGCAGAACAGCGCCGGCGAGUACUGCCUCACCAAAGAAAUGUACGCCCUCCAGAACACCACCCAGCAGCCGAUCAGCUUCAGCACGAUCCAGAGCAUCCUCGGCAACGAAACCACGCAGCAGCAGAGCCUCCAGGCUCUGGCAGCCAACAAGACCGCCUUCUGCACAGACUGCACCCACGGCCUCUACGCGGUUCUGUUCCCCAACAACUCCAACCAGCGCCUCGCCGGUGCGGUUAACGGCACGUGCAACUCGACCUUCCUCGACGGAAAGGUCCCCUCGACCCUCAAGAGCACCGCAGACGGCAACUCGACCGCCACCUCCUCCAGCAGCGGCACGGGCAAGUCCUCGGGCACGACCUUCCACGUCGGCGCCAUCGCCGCUUUCGGCUCUGCUCUCGCUGCCGUCGCUGCCGGCCUCGCUCUGCUCUAA
Messenger RNA from Sporisorium graminicola, 855 nucleotides. RefSeq lists its product as uncharacterized. The transcript has a single exon. The coding region runs from base 1 to 855 and encodes 284 amino acids. The record is from RefSeq and is a predicted model, not a curated record. Lineage: Eukaryota; Fungi; Basidiomycota; Ustilaginomycetes; Ustilaginales; Ustilaginaceae.